Molecule: messenger RNA, 1295 nt
Organism: Octopus bimaculoides (California two-spot octopus)
Lineage: Eukaryota; Metazoa; Mollusca; Cephalopoda; Octopoda; Octopodidae
Biological process (GO): regulation of transcription by RNA polymerase II
Cellular component (GO): nucleus
Molecular function (GO): DNA-binding transcription factor activity, RNA polymerase II-specific
Source: RefSeq, a predicted model, not a curated record
UCAAAUAUUGUGAUGAGAAUACUGUGAGAAUGUUAAAGAAUUGUUUUUUUGUUUUCUGAUUCCUUGGAAAGAUGUCAAAAGAGUUAAGAAAAUUAUCAUAUCACUGUGAUAACUGUGGCAAACUGUUCUCUCAAAAAAGUAACCUAACUUCUCACAAACAUCUUCAUACAGAAGAGAAACCAUAUCACUGUGAUAUCUGUGGUAAAUCAUUCUCUCGAAAUGAUCAAUUAACUAUACACAAACGUAUUCACACUGGAGAAAAACCAUAUCAGUGUGUUAUCUGUGGUAAAUUAUUCUCUAGAAGUAGUGACUUAACUAAACACAAACGUACUCAUACAGGAGAGAAGCCAUAUCACUGUGAUAUCUGUGGUAAGUCGUUCUCUACAAAUAGCAUCUUAACUAAACAUGUACGUAUUCAUACAGGAGAGAAGCCAUAUCACUGUGAUAUUUGUGGGAAAUCAUUCUUUCGAAAUGAUCUCUUGAAUUUACACAAACAUAUUCAUACAGGAGAGAAGCCAUAUCACUGUGACAUCUGUGAUAAAUCAUUCUCUGGAAACAAUGUUUUAACUAAACAUAAACGUAUUCAUACAGGAGAGAAACCAUAUCAGUGUGAUAUCUGUGGUACAUCGUUCUCAGAAACUGGUAAUUUAACUAAACACAAACGUAUUCACACAGGAGAGAAGCCAUAUCAUUGCAAUAUCUGUGGCAAAUCAUUCUCAGAAACUAGUCAUUUAACUAUCCACAAACGUAUUCAUACAGGAGAAAAGCCAUAUCACUGUGACAUCUGUGGUAAAUCAUUCUCUGGAAGUAGUGACUUAACUAGGCACAAACAUAUUCAUACUGGAGAGAAACCAUAUCACUGUGAAUUCUGUGGUAAGUCAUUCUCCACAAGUAGCGUCUUAACUAUUCACAAACUAUUUGGGAGAUAUUUAAAUACACAGUCUUACUUUUUACGGAAGAGACUGCUAAUUAACUGUUACCAUAUGGAGCUAUUUAAAAUUGACGCAUCCUUGAAGGACAUACCAAUUCCACCAAAUAACAUUUAUAUCAAACAAUUAAUUAGGAAAACACAUUCGUUUAUCAACAGAAUAAGGUGGAAAGCAUUUUUCUUUAAUAAGAAUGAUCAGACAGUAGACAUUGCAGAUGAGAAUUCAAAAUUUAAGAAGCUUUUUAAAUCUAGAAAAACCCUCCAUAUAAUCCGAGGUUGGAUAAAUUCAGAGAAGAACUGUGGACAGUUGUUAAGAACAUUAAAAUCAAUAAGUCACCAAGAAGGAACCAACAUUUGGAAUACCUAA